Messenger RNA from Dichomitus squalens LYAD-421 SS1, 1170 nucleotides. RefSeq lists its product as uncharacterized. Gene Ontology annotation, cellular component: cytoplasm; GID complex; nucleus. Gene Ontology annotation, biological process: proteasome-mediated ubiquitin-dependent protein catabolic process. NCBI's taxonomy places the organism in Eukaryota, Fungi, Basidiomycota, Agaricomycetes, Polyporales, Polyporaceae. The transcript is spliced from 6 exons. The coding region runs from base 1 to 1170 and encodes 389 amino acids. Gene Ontology annotation, molecular function: ubiquitin protein ligase activity. The record is from RefSeq and is a predicted model, not a curated record.
AUGGACGGCCCUUUGAAGGAGCUCUCGAGAUUAGAGAAACUUGCCUCAGGUGCCCCCGCAGGCAAGGCGAAGGCCCCUUCCAUCGACCAGUCACUCGACGCCCUCUUAGAGUCCCUCCGCAACGCGAAGGAGCGGUUCCAGAACGGUACGGGGUCGCAAGUUACGCUACUCUCUCUUGCGAAGACUGUAGAGGAUAAGAAGAAGGAAAUUGACGAAAGGCAGAAGGAAGUGUACAAUGCGCUUGCGAAGGUCGGGAAAGCAUUGGAUAAGAAAUUCACGAACCCACUACCAUCGUACGAACCAUUGUUUCAGUCGCCAGAAGCGAAGCUCGCCCUCGAGCGCACCAUUGCGAUGCAUUUCCUACGGACAGGGGGGUUUGAGACAGCAGAGACGUUUCUCGGAGAAUCGAAUGUCACUAUAUCGCCUGAGCAUCGAGUGCAAUUCAUGGACUUGCACCGAAUUAUGACUGCCUUGCGGCAGGGUGAUAUAGCUCCGGCUCUGGAGUGGGCUCACUGCCAUAGAGAAUUCCUUCAGAAGCGAAACUCCUCCUUGGAAUUCCACCUACAUCGGUUCCAAUACCUCCGGCUGGUGCUCUCUCAUCCUCCCGACAUCAAUGCUGCACUCGCGUACUCCCACGCCCACCUUGCCCCCUUCUUCAAUCGCCACCGGGUAGAAGUGCAGAGGCUGUUGACCUGCGUGCUGUAUCUGCCCUUGAGCAAGCUGCUGACGUCGCCAUACGCGGACCUUGCGGACCCUUCGGUACAUUCUGACCUGCAGAGCAUGUUUGCCACCGAAUACUGCGCCGACCUCGGUAUGAGUAGGCAAGCGCCGCUCCGUGUCAUCGCUGACAUUGGUGGUGGCGGGGCAUUGGCGCGCAUCGAGAAGGGACGGAAGGUGAUGCGAGAGCGCAAGAGCGAGUGGAGCCAGACAGACGAACUUCCUGUGAGUAUUGAGAUACCCUUGCCUCCGGAGAACAGGUAUCACUCUAUCUUUGCUUGCCCAGUGUCGAAGGAACAGUCGACGGAGGCCAAUCCGCCGAUGAUGUUAGCCUGCGGGCAUGUAAUCACCAAAGACAGCUUGACGAAGCUAAGCAAGCCGGGAGGUCGGGUGAAGUGCCCGUAUUGUCCAGCCGAGUCGACCAUCCAGUCGGCUUUGCGCGUAUAUUUCUGA